Molecule: messenger RNA, 3159 nt
Organism: Sphenostylis stenocarpa
Lineage: Eukaryota; Viridiplantae; Streptophyta; Magnoliopsida; Fabales; Fabaceae
Source: the annotation of a GenBank genome assembly
AUGGAGGAAAAACCAUUCCCUGCAUGGUCAUGGUCUGUUGAACAGUGUUUGAAAGAGUAUGGAGUGAAACUGGACAAGGGGCUGAGUACUCAUGAUGUUCAGAAGCGGCGCGACAAGUAUGGCUGGAAUGAGCUAGCAAAGGAGAAAGGGAAGCCCUUGUGGCAACUAGUGUUGGAACAAUUUGAUGACAUGCUGGUGAAGAUACUUUUGGCUGCAGCCUUCAUAUCAUUUCUUUUGGCUUACUUUCACGGAAGUGACUCUGGGGAGUCUGGAUUUGAGGCGUAUGUCGAGCCACUUGUAAUAAUUUUGAUUUUGGUCCUUAAUGCCAUUGUUGGAGUUUGGCAAGAGAACAACGCUGAGAAGGCACUUGAAGCCCUCAAAGAAUUGCAAUGUGAGUCUGGGAAAGUGUUAAGGGAUGGCUAUUUUGUGCCUGAUUUGCCUGCUAGAGAGCUUGUUCCUGGUGAUAUUGUGGAGUUGCAGGUUGGAGAUAAGGUCCCUGCUGAUAUGAGAGUUGCAGCUUUGAAAACCUCAACAUUGAGGGUUGAGCAAAGUUCUUUAACUGGUGAAGCAAUGCCAGUUCUCAAGGGAACAAAUCCUAUUUUCUUGGAAGACUGUGAGUUGCAGGCUAAAGAAAACAUGGUAUUUGCAGGCACCACUGUUGUCAAUGGAAGUUGUGUAUGUAUUGUUAUCACCACAGGGAUGGAAACUGAAAUUGGAAAGAUACAGAAGCAGAUACAUGAGGCUUCUCAAGAGGACAGUGACACCCCUUUGAAGAAGAAGCUGGAUGAGUUCGGUAACAGGCUUACCACUGCAAUUGGUCUAGUUUGUCUCAUUGUUUGGGUUAUCAAUUACAAGAAUUUCAUUUCUUGGGAUGUUGUCGAUGGAUGGCCCUCAAACAUAAAAUUUUCAUUCCAAAAGUGUACCUACUAUUUCAAAAUUGCUGUUGCUCUUGCAGUUGCUGCAAUCCCUGAAGGUCUUCCUGCUGUUAUCACAACUUGUUUAGCACUCGGUACACGGAAAAUGGCUCAAAAGAAUGCAAUUGUGAGAAAGCUUCCUAGUGUGGAAACUCUGGGAUGUACUACUGUGAUAUGUUCAGACAAAACUGGCACUUUGACGACAAAUCAGAUGGCUGUGACACAGUUCUUUACUUUGGGAGGGAAAACCACUGCUUCUAGACUCAUUAGUGUUGAAGGCACAACUUAUGAUCCCAAAGAUGGGGGAAUUGUUGACUGGGGAUGCUAUAACAUGGAUGCUAAUUUGCAAGUCAUGGCUGAAAUAUGUGCUGUUUGUAAUGAUGCUGGGAUUUACUUUGAUGGUCGCCUUUUUAGAGCCACAGGUUUGCCUACUGAAGCUGCUCUCAAAGUGUUGGUUGAAAAGAUGGGAGUUCCAGAAGUGAAGUCAAGGAGCAAAACUCGUGAUAAUGCACAACUUGCUGCAAACAACUUGAUGGAUGGAAACACUGUGGUGAAUUUAGGAUGUUGUGAGUGGUGGAAUAAAAGAUCUAAAAGGGUAGCUACAUUGGAGUUUGAUCGCAUUCGGAAGUCAAUGAGCGUUAUUGUUCGUGAACCAAAUGGUCAAAAUCGGCUUCUUGUCAAGGGUGCUGUUGAGAGUUUACUUAAGCGUAGUUCACACGUGCAACUUGCUGAUGGAUCCUUGGUUCCAAUAGAUAACCAAUGUAGGGAACUACUUCGUCAAAGACUCCAGGAGAUGAGUUCAAAGGGAUUGCGUUGCUUGGGUUUCUCAUAUAAAGAUGAAUUAGGAGAAUUUUCAGACUAUUAUGCUGACACUCAUCCUGCUCACAAGAAGUUGCUUGAUCCAGCAUACUAUUCAUCCAUUGAAAGUGAUCUAGUUUUUGUUGGCAUUGUUGGCUUAAGAGAUCCUCCUCGUGAGGAAGUUCACAAAGCAAUUGAGGAUUGUAAGGAAGCUGGCAUUAGAGUUAUGGUAAUAACUGGAGACAAUAAGUCCACAGCAGAGGCUAUUUGUAGGGAAAUCAAUUUGUUCUCUAAAGAUGAGGAUCUCACAGGGCAAAGUUUGACCGGCAAGGAAUUCAUCACACUUGCUCAUUCAGAACAAGUUGAAAUAUUGUUGAAACCAGGAGGCAAGGUUUUCUCUCGAGCUGAACCUAGACAUAAGCAAGAAAUCGUUAGACUGCUGAAGGAGAUGGGGGAGAUUGUUGCAAUGACUGGAGAUGGUGUGAAUGAUGCUCCUGCACUUAAGCUAGCCGACAUAGGGAUUGCUAUGGGCAUAACUGGGACAGAGGUUGCAAAAGAAGCAUCAGAUAUGGUGCUUGCAGAUGACAAUUUUAGUACCAUAGUUUCAGCUGUUGCUGAGGGUCGCUCUAUUUAUAAUAACAUGAAGUCAUUUAUAAGGUACAUGAUAUCCUCCAAUGUCGGGGAAGUAAUAUCCAUAUUCUUGACAGCUGCUUUGGGGAUCCCAGAAUGCAUGAUACCAGUGCAACUUCUGUGGGUGAAUUUGGUUACUGAUGGUCCACCUGCAACAGCUCUUGGUUUUAACCCUGCUGAUGUUGAUAUCAUGCAGAAGCCACCUCGCAGAAGUGAUGAUGCAUUAAUAAGCCCUUGGGUUCUUUUCCGUUAUCUGGUAAUUGGUUCCUAUGUGGGACUGGCAACAGUUGGCAUUUUUGUCUUGUGGUACACUCAAGCAUCUUUUCUUGGCAUCAAUCUUGUGAGUGAUGGUCACACAAUUAUAGAAUUCUCCCAGCUUUGCAACUGGGGGGAGUGUCCAUCAUGGUCUAAUUUCACUGUUGCUCCAUUUGAUGUUGGAGGGGGUCGCUUGGUCACCUUUUCAAAUCCUUGUGACUAUUUCUCAGUUGGCAAAGUAAAGGCCAUGACUCUCUCUCUCUCAGUCUUGGUGGCAAUUGAGAUGUUUAACUCUUUGAAUGCCCUCUCAGAAGAUAAUAGCUUGAGGAAACUACCACCUUGGAGGAACCCUUGGCUUUUGGUAGCCAUGUCAAUGUCAUUAGGACUCCAUUGCCUCAUACUCUACACCCCCUUCCUUGCAGAAGUGUUUGGAGUUAUUCCACUUAGUUUGAAUGAGUGGUUUAUGGUCCUUUUAAUAUCAGCACCUGUUAUUCUCAUUGAUGAGAUUCUGAAGUUAGCGGUGAGGAGUCAAAGGAGGUUGACAAAGGAGAAACAAGCAUGA